Molecule: messenger RNA, 631 nt
Organism: Hyalella azteca
Lineage: Eukaryota; Metazoa; Arthropoda; Malacostraca; Amphipoda; Hyalellidae
Biological process (GO): regulation of transcription by RNA polymerase II
Cellular component (GO): nucleus; core-binding factor complex
Molecular function (GO): sequence-specific DNA binding; transcription coactivator activity
Source: RefSeq, a predicted model, not a curated record
AUGACUCACUUACAGCACCCCAUAGCCCCGGAUCAACCGCGGAUGAUCCGGCGGAUGCUUGCCAAUCAGCCGCGGCUGAGCUUCAUUAAAACCGGAUGCGCGGCGACCGCGGCCAAUCAAUGGGUCUGGUGUGGGUCUGGUGUGGGGUCUGGUGUGGGGUCUGGUGUGGGAUCUGGUGUGGGGUCUGGUGUGGGGUCUGGUGUGGGGUCUGGUGUGGGGUCUGGUGUGGGGUCUGGUGUGGGGAAUACUUCAGGAUACUUCGCUGAAAAAUUUUCUCACGACCCCCAACCCCCGUCGACCCCCACACAACCCCGACCCUCACACAACCCCGACCCCAUGAUGACGACGAUGCUGCAGGGCCACUACGACCCCAGCGCCUCAUCGGGGUUGGCAUCCCUGUACGACCCCAACGCGGGUGCCCACUUGGGCCACACGGGGGCCCACCACGGGCCCAGCCUGGCCCAGAAGCCCAAGCUCAUCUUCAAGAUGCCGCGCGUCGUCCCCGACCAGAAGAACAAGUUUGAUAACGACGAACUCUUCCGGCGCCUGGCCCGCGAGAGCGAGGUCAAGUAUACAGGAUACCGCGACCGCCCUACGGAGGAGCGGCGCCAGCACUUCCAGAAAGCCCUAC